Molecule: messenger RNA, 1442 nt
Organism: Cucurbita pepo subsp. pepo (vegetable marrow)
Lineage: Eukaryota; Viridiplantae; Streptophyta; Magnoliopsida; Cucurbitales; Cucurbitaceae
Source: RefSeq, a predicted model, not a curated record
UCCAAUUUGUUGUUCAAGUUUUGUAUUGGGCAGUCUCCACACAGCUCUUCAUCCAUCUCGACCAUCCUUAUCAAUCUCAUUUUUUUCUCAAAACAAAAAUGAACCGAAGGUUGAACGAAGUUGCAUCUUCAGGGGAUAUCGACUCCUUGUAUAUGAUAUUUCAAGAAGAUGCCUACAUUUUAGAACGUAUAGAUCAGGUACCUUUUGUAGAUACCCCAUUACACAUCUCAGCAUCAGCCGGACAUGUCCCUUUUUCCUUGGAGAUCAUGAGGUUGAAACCAUCCUUAGCCAAGAAGCUUAACCCAGACGGCUAUAGCCCUAUCCACUUGGCAUUGCAAAAUAACCAAACAAAAACCGUGUUGCGGCUCAUCGAUAUCGAUCGAGAUCUCGUAAGCAUACAAGGGAGAGAGGGCUUAACUCCAUUGCACAUUGCAGCUUCGGGAGGCAUGGAUGAUAUAUUGGCCAAGUUUCUAACUUCAUGCCCAAAAUCUAUUAAACAAUUGACCAAUCGUAAUGAGUCUGCUCUACAUAUUGCUGUUAAAAAUGAAGAUAUUGAAUCGGUUAAAAUCUUGCUACAAUGGAUCCAACAAACUUGCAUGACCUCAAUACUUAAUUGGUGUGAUGACGAAGGAAACAAUGCCAUGCAUCUGGCGGCGCUCGGAAAUCAAGUUGAGAUGGUGAAGCUUUUCAUAAACAAAGUGGAUAUGAAAGCAAAGAAUUUGGAAGGCAAGACAGCAUUAGACAUAAUGAAAGAACAUGGGCCUGUGGAAGACAAAGAGGUAAAAGAGAUGCUCCAUGGUUCCCACAUUCUCAAAAAUGUUGCAAAAUUUUUGCGUUCAAUAUUAUUGUUUGUGAAGAGAUUAGUGAUUACGGACUAUCGUGAGAUUCUUUACAUGUCUAAAAAGGAUCGGAAUGCAAUAUUAGUAGUUUCUGUGCUCAUUGCCACUGCAACUUACCAAGCUGCUCUAACUCCACCCACGAAAGACAUGGAUUUCUUCUUUGACAACUACAAGUGGAUCCCAUACGAAUGCUUCCUACAGUUAAAUACUUUGGCAUUCGUUGCUUCAAUGAUAGAGAUUUGUGUUCAUCUUCCUUCUGGGAUUGGCUACGCUCUCCAUUUGGUUCUUCCUUUGGUCAUUUGCUAUGUAUUAUUGACAAUUUCUUUAUGGCCAUACUUUCCUAUAAAUGUCACAAUUGGAAUCACUUUUGUGCUUAUUUGGUCCAAAACUCCCUUGGUUCGACAGAAAGUGAAUGGAGAUCUUAAGCUAAAGAAGCUUAGGAAACUUGGUGGUCUCUUCAUGCGUAGCAUCAACAUAGAGAAAGAAUUGACUGAAAUAAGCGUGCACUUUGGUCGCAAUGGUUAGAGCUGGUUAAAGAUCAUGUAUUUGUUUAGAUUGCUGUCAGUUAGUAUCUAAUUAAAUCUCCGUUAGGAGUCAUGUAUU